Molecule: messenger RNA, 1932 nt
Organism: Pogonomyrmex barbatus (red harvester ant)
Lineage: Eukaryota; Metazoa; Arthropoda; Insecta; Hymenoptera; Formicidae
Gene: MFS16
Product: major facilitator superfamily transporter 16
Biological process (GO): transmembrane transport
Cellular component (GO): membrane
Molecular function (GO): transmembrane transporter activity
Source: RefSeq, a predicted model, not a curated record
AUGAAUGGAAGAGACUUGCCAUGGGGCCUGCAAGCCAUAAAAUGUACAUGCAAUGGCUGUUGUGAGCAUCGUCGUGUCAAUUGGAUGGCCUGGCAUCAAGGAGGCAUACUUACACUCACUUAUAUGGCAUACACUUGCUAUCAUUUGACUCGAAAACCGAUAUCUGUAGUGAAGAAUGUCCUGAGUGUUAAUUGCAGCAGUUUGCCAGUACCUCCAAAUAUUUUAGUGAACGAUAGCACAGCAUUACUCGGUAUGCUGGACUCGGCAUUUCUAUUUGCAUAUGCGGCGGCUAUGUUUCUGAGUGGCUUCAUAGCAGAGAGAGUAAAUCUGCGAUACUUCCUUUCCAUUGGUAUGCUUGCAUCAGGCAUAUCGUCCUACCUGUUUGGAAUUGCUAAACCAUAUAAUAUUCAUAAUCUGUGGUAUUUCGUCUUCGUGCAGAUAUUAGGUGGAAUUUUUCAAACGUCUGGCUGGCCAGGUGUAGUGACUGUCGUAGGAAAUUGGUUUGGAAAAGGCAAACGUGGGUUGAUCUUCGGCGUGUGGAAUUCACAUACAUCUUUGGGAAACAUAUUAGGCAGUCUAAUCGCAGCUGCAUAUGUCGAAUCCGAUUGGAGUCUGAGUUUCAUAGUGCCCGGAGUGAUAAUGGGAUUGAUAGGAUUCAUCAUCUUCCUAUUUUUAAUACCGAAUCCUAUCGACAUAGGAUAUAACCCGCCCGCAUCUCUUGGAUAUCGAAAAAUUGAUGUAACAAACAGCUCGGACGACGAUCUGGCUGAUGUAGGUUACGAAUCUCGUAGUAUCAGUGAGGAUAAUAUGACAAGUGGACGAUCCGAGACCAGUCCGAUGCUGCCUGGAAAUCGACGCGUUCAUAGCACAUCCCAUAACAGUGCGAUCGGAUUCGCAGGAGCCCUGAAGAUACCCGGUGUCAUCGAAUAUUCUUUAUCGCUAUUUUUCGCGAAAUUAGUUAGCUAUACAUUCCUGUAUUGGUUGCCGUUGUACAUUAAGGCUUCAACUACGUACAGCGCGACUGUGAGUGCGGAUCUGUCGGUAUUGUUUGAUGUUGGCGGAAUAAUAGGUGCCAUCACAGCCGGAGUUCUUUCCGAUUAUAGCGGUAUGAGUGCGUUGACAUGUGCCGCAAUGUUUGGAUUUGCAUUUCCCGCGUUAUUUAUAUAUGACUAUAUCGGAAAUACCGGACUAGGCAUCAAUAUAGUAUUACUAUUGAUAGGAGGACUUUUAGUAAAUGGUCCUUAUGCAUUAAUAACGACCGCGGUAUCGGCUGAAUUGGGAACUCAUCCCAGUUUAGGAGAAAAUUCAAAGGCCUUAGCUACAGUGACUGCCAUUAUUGAUGGAACCGGUAGUAUUGGAGCUGCAGUUGGUCCAUUGUUGGCAGGUGUAGUGUCUCGAUGGAGCGGAUGGCACAAUGUGUUUUACAUGCUUAUGUGUGCGGAUUUGCUCGCUCUAUUGCUUUUGUCCAGAUUAGUUUACAGAGAUAUAAGAUCGUAUGUGCAAAGGCGAAGAACUAUUCAAAUUUAGAAUGCAUAGCAAAAUUCGCAAAUUGUGUCAAUGGAGACAUGUGAUUUUUAUGCGUUUGGAUCUGCGUACUCAUAAUUUCGCUCAUAUCUCCUUCUUUAAAAAGCGUUUCUCGAAUAAAAUUCCAAUGAGGAUCGAGAUAUGAGAGAUAUUUAAAUGUACAAAAAUAAAUAAUAAUAUAUUUUCGAGUAUUUUUCGUCAUAAUUGUGCUACAUAUGUAUAUCUAAAUGUAAGUAAUUUUAAACAGAGAUGUUUAUGCUGCUAAUUUAAAUAUUCCUCGAGAAAUUGAUAUUUUUUAAUAAUUGUAUAUACAAUAUAAAAGAUGUUAUUUUUUUUACUGUACGCUAAAUAUCAAAUGUUACCAUGUGAGUUCGUAAUUAUAAUUAUAUUACAACAUAAAUAUAUUAC